Poeciliopsis prolifica (blackstripe livebearer) is the source of this 930-nucleotide messenger RNA. RefSeq names its product olfactory receptor 11A1-like. The transcript has a single exon. Lineage: Eukaryota; Metazoa; Chordata; Actinopteri; Cyprinodontiformes; Poeciliidae. Gene Ontology annotation, molecular function: olfactory receptor activity; G protein-coupled receptor activity. The record is from RefSeq and is a predicted model, not a curated record. Gene Ontology annotation, cellular component: membrane. The coding region runs from base 1 to 930 and encodes 309 amino acids. Gene Ontology annotation, biological process: G protein-coupled receptor signaling pathway.
AUGCUGAACUCCACUUCUUCAGCUCUGGUUUAUUUCAUUCUCGGAGCGUAUGUGGACGUUGGAAGAUGGCGGUACUUGUGCUUCCUGAUAACUGCAGUGUUAUACUUGAUCAUUGUUGGAGUCAACGUCCUGCUGAUCGCGGUGAUCUGUGUGAACCGGAGCUUGCGUGAACCCAUGUACCUGUUCCUCUGCAGCCUGCUGGUGAAUGAACUGUACGGCAGCUCAGGCUUGUUUCCCUUCCUGCUGGUCCAGAUCCUCUCUGACGUUCACAUCGUUUCAGCGCCGCUCUGCUUCCUGCAGAUCUUCUGUCUUUAUUCUUAUGUACAUGUUGAGUUUUGUAAUUUAGCCGUCAUGUCUUAUGACCGAUACCUGGCUAUCUGCUGUCCUCUCCAGUACUACGCCGUGAUGACGCCUCAGAAAGUAGCAGUAGUGAUCAUUCUGACCUGGCUGUACUGCUUUGUGAAGUUUCUCAUCACUUUGUUGCUGACCAUCCGUCUGACUCUGUGUGGAAACGUGUUGAACAGCACGUUUUGCCGUAACUACCUGGUUGUGAACUUGGCGUGUUCUGACACCAGCGUGAACAACAUUUACGGACUGUUUGGUACUGCAAUCACAGUUCUGGUCCCGCUGCUGCCCAUCCUUUAUUCCUACACUAACAUCCUCAGAGUCGUUCUGUCCGGAUCCAAACGGACCAGGCGGAAAGCCGUCAACACCUGCAUGCCUCACCUGGCUUCACUGCUCAACUUCUCCUUCGGCUGUUUGUUUGAAAGCCUUCAGAGCAGAUUCAACCUGGUCUCCAUCCCCAACGGGCUGCAGAUUGUCAUGUCUCUGUACUUUGCGAUUCUUCAGUCUCUUCUCAAUCCCAUCAUGUAUGGAAUGAACCUGACAAAAAUCAGAAAUGCAUGUAAACAGCUGCUAUGUAACAGUUAA